UAUAUAAGGUACAUUCCUUUCCAAAAAUAAAUGUCAUAGUUUUAUCACGGAAAUUAAAUAAUGUGAAAAAACCCUAAUUACACAGACAUCACUGUCUGCUUCUUCUCGCCAAAGCUUGUAUGGAGAGGCAGUGAGUGCUCACUCUUAGUGCUUUUUAGUCAGAGAAGAACACACGCGGCUUAUGAAACCCUAGCAUCUUUGUGUCCAUUAUAUUAUAAUUCACGUCAAUUUUAUAUAUAUUAUUCGCAUACUCUUUUGGGGCUUUGUCUUAACUCGCUUUAAAACAAAACAGUGUUUAAAUAUACGUAUUUGUUUGCCUAAAUGUGUCACGUCUUUUCCCUUUCUUGUCGAGUGCGAGCAUCAUCCUUGUCGUGUUCCUUUUAAGUUCUUGUGUCUCUUUAAACUCAAACCUCUAUUCUCAAUUCAAGAUCUAAACCUUUAAGUGGGUUUUCGGGUUUCUAACUCUUUUUUUUUUUUUUUUAUCUAAAGAUCGGAUCUUUGCAAAUUAGGGUUUUGUGUCUUUUGAAUUAAGUACUUGGUCUUUGCUUUUUUUGGGGUGUGCAACUAUGGCGAAUCCAUGGUGGACGGGACAAGUGGGUCUCUCAGGCCUCGAAACGACGCCGUCGAGUUCAUCUCAGAUGAAGAAACCCGAUCUCCACAUCUCCAUGAACACGGCCCUUGGGUCCACGGCGAGUGAGCCCGGUCACAACCAUCACCGGGACGUGGACGACGAGAGAGACAACCAUAGCGACCACGAGCCACGCGAGGGGGCCGUGGAAGCUCCCACGCGCCGCCCACGAGGCCGCCCAUCUGGCUCCAAGAACAAACCCAAGCCUCCGAUCUUCGUCACGCGCGACAGCCCCAACGCGCUCAAGAGCCACGUCAUGGAGAUCGUUAGCGGCUCCGACGUGGUCGAAACCCUGGCAACCUUCGCUAGGCGGCGGCAACGCGGCGUUUGUAUCCUCAGCGGCAAUGGAACAGUCGCAAAUGUCACGCUCCGACAACCUUCAUCCUCGGCCGCUGCCGGAGGAGGAGGCGGUGGAACAGGCGCAACGGGAUCGGUUAUGGCCUUACACGGAAGAUUCGAGAUUCUUUCCUUGACGGGCUCGUUCCUCCCAGGGCCCGCCCCGCCGGGGUCCACCGGCCUGACCAUAUACCUAGCCGGCGGCCAAGGCCAAGUGGUCGGGGGGAGUGUGGUUGGGCCACUGGUCGCAGCAGGGCCAGUGAUGCUCAUCACGGCCACGUUCUCGAACGCUACGUAUGAGAGAUUGCCUUUGGAGGAGGAGGAGGAGAGAGCGGGAGGAGGGCCGGGAGAGCUCGCUGGAGGAGGAGGAUCGCCGCCGAGCGGUGGAGGCGGCGGAGGAGAAGUAAACCAGGGGCUUCUGGUGUAUGGUUUGCCGGGAAAUCUUGUCAACGGCGGAGGAGGGCAGGUUGGCGGCCAAGAUGCUUAUGGUUGGUCUCAAACUCGGCAGGGUUAUUAAUAAACGGAUUGAAAAGGGCUAAUUAACAGAAUAUAUAUUUUCGGAUAUAAUAAGAAUGAGAUCUUGAUUAAUGAUGGUACUACUAGUAUGCUAUUUAGUGUUUGUUGUACAUCAUUUGGUUUCCACUAUUGGCUGUGAUCAUGGAUUAGUUUCACUUCGUAAUUUGCUUGACAUGAUCUUAAUUAUUGAUAUUUA
Molecule: messenger RNA, 1676 nt
Organism: Tarenaya hassleriana
Lineage: Eukaryota; Viridiplantae; Streptophyta; Magnoliopsida; Brassicales; Cleomaceae
Product: AT-hook motif nuclear-localized protein 19-like
Exons: 1
Coding region: 567-1481 (304 amino acids)
Cellular component (GO): nucleus
Molecular function (GO): minor groove of adenine-thymine-rich DNA binding; DNA-binding transcription factor activity
Source: RefSeq, a predicted model, not a curated record